CCUCUUACCACCAACUCCACUUUUUCACUAUCACGCUAUCCGCCCUCUUUACUCUCGAAAUGGCUGUGAAAAAGGCUUCGUCCUCUGAUAAAGGCUCUAAAUCCGCUCCAUCUCAUCCUCCGUAUAUCGAUAUGAUUAAAGAAUGCAUUGCUGAUCACCGCGAGGAAGCCAGAAUUGGUGUUUCUCGCCCCCAGAUCAAGAAAUACAUCGAAGAGAAGUAUAAGAUUGAGAUUGGUGCCGCACAGAACACGCAAAUAUCGAGGGCAAUCGCUACAGGAAACGACAAAGGAUUCUUUGUUCUACCCAAAGGCGCUUCUGGUCGAGUGAAGCUUGCGCCCAAGAACAAAUCACCUGAGUCCUCUGUACCAAAGGAGAACAAACCAGUUGCCAAACCAAAGCCUACCACUGCCAAAAAACCUGUAAUCAAGGCACCCGCUUCCAAGACUUCCACUACUAAGGCGACUGCGACGUCCACAAGGAAAGCGCCUAAAGCUGUCGCAACCAAGAAGCCUGUAGUCAAAGCUGCUGCCCCCAAGACUGCCGCCACCAAACCGGCCCAAAAACCGACUGUCGCCAAGAAAGCACCGACCACCGUCAGGAAAGCACCGACCAAAGCUGUACCGGCGAAAAAGCCGGUAGCUAAGGCUGCCACGGCAAAGAAACCCGCCAUUCAGAAAGCCUCCGCGACUGCGAAGAAGGCUGUCACGGGCACCACUUCUACAACCAAAGCCAAAGCCGCUGCUGCCAAGGCAAAACCAUCUACCACGAAAGCGAAGACCUCUGCCAGUAGAGCUAAGGCUCCAGCCAAAUCAGCUGCUCAGAAGAAGAGAUCUUAAAUAUUUCCCACAUACUUGUCUUUGCUCUUGAUCUUUAUUCGUACUCUAUUACAUGCAUUAGAGGUUCUCGUUUGUAUUAUUUCUUCCAUCCAAAGGCGCCCGUGUACUACGUCCUCUUUGCAGUUUCUUUUUCCUAGUCGUAGGUCUGCGGCGUCCCUACAUUCCUAUUUAUACACCACAAUCUGUGAUAUACGUUGUUUUGGUUCAUUACUUUACUCGUUAAUUGUAACCCUCACAAAUGUAGGAUGUACAUAUUAUCCGUUGGUUCUUGAGAUUUUACCAGCGUGCGACAAUAUUAACGUGCGAAGGC
This is a messenger RNA of Lentinula edodes (shiitake mushroom), 1146 nucleotides long. RefSeq lists its product as uncharacterized. Gene Ontology annotation, molecular function: DNA binding. The transcript is spliced from 8 exons. Gene Ontology annotation, cellular component: nucleosome. The record is from RefSeq and is a predicted model, not a curated record. The coding region runs from base 60 to 836 and encodes 258 amino acids. Gene Ontology annotation, biological process: nucleosome assembly. NCBI's taxonomy places the organism in Eukaryota, Fungi, Basidiomycota, Agaricomycetes, Agaricales, Omphalotaceae.